GUGCAGCCAUACUUGUUUUCAAGUACUGAAGACAUUAUCUGCAUGCAUGUUGUUCUGCGUGUGUUGUUCGUUUUAUCCAUUUAAGUGUCUUUGGCGUUGCCUACAAUGGAUUUGGACCUAUGUGGGAAAGCAACCAAGAAAAAAGUGGGAUGCCUUUUUAUUUGACUAUGACAGAUUUCAUUGCGUUUCUUCUUACAAUGAAGAUAAAAAGCUUCGAAAUAAAUUAAACACGGAAUUCAAUCUGGAGGUACUCGACAAAGAUAAGGAAAAGGACAAGUAUCUGCCUGAAAAGACAAUUGUCGUGACCUGCAAAGCAAAGACACGUGGGGCAGAGGACCUGUUUUCGGCCUUGGAAAACUUUCAAGAUGAAGAACUGGAUAGAGUAAUAUUCAUUUACCUGGUAUCUGAAGAGAGCCAAACACUCAGCACUUAUGUGUUGGAAAAUGGCGGCAGAUAUGAACGAGUUAAGGAAAUAUUCAACUAUAUAGUAGGAAAGGAGAAAUUUCGAUUACAUGUGCCAUUUCACGACGCACUGCAAGAUGUAUUUGAGAAGAAAGAAACAGAAUAUAAACGAUUAUUGCAAGAGAAGAAACGUUAUAUGGAUUUUUGAGAUUUUGCCGAAAAACAGUCCCAUACUAUUAAAAUAAUGAAAAUAAAAAAGAACUGCAAAA
Mercenaria mercenaria is the source of this 671-nucleotide messenger RNA. RefSeq lists its product as uncharacterized. The coding region runs from base 47 to 610 and encodes 187 amino acids. The transcript is spliced from 5 exons. The record is from RefSeq and is a predicted model, not a curated record. Lineage: Eukaryota; Metazoa; Mollusca; Bivalvia; Venerida; Veneridae.